ACGCGUCUGGUGGCGGUGCUAGGGGGAGCGGCGGCGUGGAGCUCUGUGCGCACCGCCUGCCCCAUCCCGCUCCGCCUCUGAGGCACACGGAGCCCUCCGCGGCCGCGCACGUCCCGGCCAGAAGCGCCGCAGCCGCCGCCAGUCCCUCGCGGAGAAGGCGAGCGCCUCCCCGUUCGCCUGCAGGAGGGGACCCGUCCGCCCCCGAAGCCACCGCUGCCGCCCGCCCGGGGGCCGGAGCCGCUGCCUGCGGGCGCCCGGCGGGGCCGGUGGCCAUGGGAGCCCGGCCCGCGGGGGGCGCUCCCUAGGGCGCGGGCGGCCCCGCUCGGCCCCCGACACCUGCGGCGAGCCCAGAGCUGCGGCCCCGCCGCCACGGGGCUGCAGAGCUGCCGGCGCGGCGAGGAGCGCCCCGGAGACGCGGCACCACCGGUGCCAGGCGCUGCCGGCCGCCAUGGGGGAACAACCCAUCUUCAGCACCCGAGCUCAUGUCUUCCAGAUUGACCCAAACACUAAGAAGAACUGGGUUCCCACCAGCAAGCAUGCUGUUACUGUGUCCUACUUCUAUGACAGCACAAGAAAUGUCUACAGGAUAAUCAGUUUGGAUGGCUCAAAGGCAAUAAUAAACAGCACCAUCACCCCAAACAUGACAUUUACUAAAACAUCCCAGAAGUUUGGCCAGUGGGCAGACAGCAGGGCGAAUACAGUCUAUGGCUUGGGAUUUUCAUCUGAACAUCACCUUUCGAAAUUUGCUGAAAAAUUUCAAGAGUUCAAAGAAGCUGCACGAAUAGCAAAGGAAAAAUCCCAUGAAAAGAUGGAGUUAACAAGUACACCCUCUCAAGAAUCAGCUGGAGGGGAUAUUCAGUCUCCUUUAACUCCGGAAAGCAUUAACGGGACAGAUGACGAGCGAGCGAUGCCAGAAGUGACGCAGAACUCAGAACCAAGGGCUGAACCAACACAGAACGCAUUGCCAUUUACCCAUAGUUCGACAAUCAGCAAGCACUGGGAGGCAGAGCUGGCCACGCUCAAGGGUAAUAAUGCUAAGCUCACAGCAGCCCUGCUGGAGUCCACUGCCAAUGUGAAACAAUGGAAACAGCAACUUGCUGCAUAUCAGGAGGAAGCAGAACGUCUUCAUAAGCGGGUGACUGAGCUAGAGUGUGUGAGCAGUCAAGCCAAUGCAGUCCACACACAUAAAACGGAAUUAAACCAGACAAUACAGGAAUUAGAGGCUACACUGAAGAAAAAAGAAGAGGAAAUAGAAGGAUUGAAACAAGAAAUUGAAAAUGCCAGAGAGCUCCAGGCACAGAGGGAUUCUCUGACCCAGAAGUUACAGGAAGUAGAAAUUCGAAACAAAGACCUGGAAGGACAGCUGUCUGAUCUAGAGCAACGUCUGGAGAAAAGUCAGAAUGAGCAAGAAGCUUUUCGCAAUAACUUGAAGACACUUUUAGAAAUCCUUGAUGGAAAAAUAUUUGAACUAACAGAAUUACGAGAUAACUUGGCCAAGCUAAUAGAAUGCAGUUAAAGAAAAUGGGAUUUCAGUGCCAAUCAGCUUAAAGAUGCAGUACUGUCUCUCUUCAUAGGACUGUGUUGCACAAAAAAGUUGCACAAAAUUAGAAAAUACUCCUCUGAGAGGGAUUGUUUUAAAAUUGACUUGUAAUUCAAUGUAAAAUUUAGAACUCAGCUUGUAGCCAGUUGAAGAAAAACAAACAAACAAACUUGAAUUACCUCCUUUUACAUUAUUGGCCACAGAUAACUUGAAAGAUAGUAACAAUAAUUGAAUGCAAUCCUUUUCUAAUUAUCAGUGAUAGAAGAAUUAGCAGUGUCCCAGGACACCCCCCAUUUUGUGACAAAUAUAAUAUAGGUUAUUGGCUGUUUUAUUUAAGAUUUUAAAUGCUGUGUUUUGUGCAAAAACUUAGUGAUGACAGCCCUGUAUUUUGUUGUUCUUAAUAAUUUCUCAGGAUAUGUUGCACUGUGAAGAAUCAGUGCCAAAACAAAUUUAUUCUUGCCAGGAAUGAGAGAGAGUUGCAUCUUUAAUUGAAAGAAAUCUACUAUAACUGCUUGUAUAAACUUAUUCCUUUUUGGUUUUUUGGGGUUGGUUGACUGGUUGGUUUUUUGAUUUUUUUUAAUAGGUAUACAUAUAUACUGGAAGAUACCAUAUUUCUUUAUGGAGCUUACUUUGGUGUUCUACAAUAUUGUCCAAUAUAAGGUUUAGUUUUUCAUAUUAAUUCCUUGCAAUUACAGUGAGAUAGUAUCUUCCACUUAGCUAAAGUUUGAAGCCAACCAGUGAUAGAAGGUGAGUUCCACCGGAAAAAAAAAAGCCCAAACUCCCCCCAAGAAUUUUAAAUGUAAACUUAAAAUUUUAGAUUUAACCUGCACAGAUAACAAUGAAUGGCCAGUUAUUUGUUUUCUGGCCUUGAUACUUAUAUUGAAUGUUCAAUUUGUUGUUAACCUGUUCUGCAGGAGACUUUUUCAGAAUGUGACAUGAAAUAGAGGUUCUGUGAAUAAUGGCUUAUGGGGAGCAUUGUUCUGUUGCAGAUUCAUUAAGGGCACAGAGGUACCACAAGGCAUUGUUGGUGGUACUGAAUGUGUCUAGCCAAAAAGACUGUUUCUUGAAAUUUUGUUGUCAUAGCAAAUUGAACUGAAGACAUGUUUACUCUUUUAUGGGUCUUCAUAUCACAUCUUUAUCAAAACUACACCAGGCAAUAUUCUGAACUGUUAACUAAGUGUUUAAAAACAGGACAUUGAAUUGAAUUAUCCUCAAUGAGCAGGUUUUAAAGUUGUUUUGAUGUAAUUUUAACAGACUUUUGGUGAACUCACAUUUCUUUAUAUAAUAGAUUUAUUUUAAAAAAACCCAGCUCUUUGAAAGGUAAGCCAAUUGUAGUGUGUCUUGCAUCACAGUGCAUUCUUGCCAUAAAUUGCUUGCAAUGCUGAAGAGGGCUUUUUUAAAAUGUAUGAAUGAGUAUCAGACCUCAGAGCUGAAAGAUGCACGAACCUUUGUUUGCUCCCCAAAUUAAUUUGAAUGUUAAACAUGAAAUCUAGCUGCUUAUUAAAUUUGUAGAACACAGUUUUCUUCACUUAGAGACUGAUAUUCAAAACUAGAAAAGAUAAGUUUGUUUUCAUGUAUGUACUGUGUGUAUAUACCAUAUAAUACACACGGGUUGUUAUUUAUAUUGGAAAGACAUGCUUUAUUUCUGAAAUACCUUUUUCUUUUCCCUUAACUGGUGAUUCAUCAGGUCUCCCCUGACUAGUCAGGGAAGUGGCUUAGGUUAAAUGCUAAAACUGUCAUGUAUUAUAUGGUAUGUAAUAUACACAAUGUUUACGCUUUCUCCAUAUUUUUUAGGGUAUUUUCUCACAUUUAUUAAAGGGGUGGGGGGAGCUUGUUUCAUUGUGCUAUGGUUGAAAACUUUGUGGUGAGCUACAUGUUAAUCAUUCAGGGGAUUUUAGACAGUGAUGUGUAUAUCUUCAUCAGGUCCAUAUGAGCAGAUACAGCCAGUUUUUAAUUUUCCUGGGGAUAUUUGGGCCUGAUUCUCCUGUCACUUGUGCUGCUGUAAACCAGAUGUGUCCUUGAUGUGAUGUCACCAACAUUCCGUUGGCAUAACAUCCGUGGAAGUGCAAGGAGAAUUUGGCCUGUUAAUGCUCAGUGGACAUAAUAAGGAUGAAGAAAGAAUAAAAAAAAAACAAAACUUAAUGAUGGAAUAAAUGUAAUAUUAUUUUUAAUGAUAUUAUUAUUGACAUUUUUAAAGAUAUGAUGUCAUAUGUGUGGGGAAAAUAGUGGACAGAAAUACUUCCACUUAAAUUUUGUGAAUAUGUGUGGUACAUGAGCAUUUCUAUGUAUAAGUACACACACAUAUGUAUAUACAGAACAUGGAAAAAUUUAGAUGUGCACAUUUUUAAUAUUUUCCUAUUGAAAUUAAAUUUAAAAUUGGAAAUUGA
Messenger RNA from Oenanthe melanoleuca, 3927 nucleotides. RefSeq names its product homer scaffold protein 1 (gene HOMER1). The transcript has 9 exons. Gene Ontology annotation, cellular component: cytoplasm; dendrite; plasma membrane. Gene Ontology annotation, biological process: G protein-coupled glutamate receptor signaling pathway; regulation of store-operated calcium entry. Bases 449 to 1516 code for a protein of 355 amino acids. Gene Ontology annotation, molecular function: G protein-coupled glutamate receptor binding. The record is from RefSeq and is a predicted model, not a curated record. Lineage: Eukaryota; Metazoa; Chordata; Aves; Passeriformes; Muscicapidae.